AUGAACGAGAGGGUCGUGGAGUGGGCGGAUGAAGGACGGUAUCUGAUCCGCCAGGCAGAGACGCUGCGGAGUGACGCUGAGCUUCCGGCCAGUUCGCAAAAAGCCAAGGGCUUGUCAAAAUACCGGCUUAGCGAUGAUUCUGACUCCUCGUCUGGGCUCAAGCUGAAGCGUGUGCCUGGGCAAGACGCCCAGAAGGCUAGGCGGCUGGACUCGAGACUCCGAGACCCUCUCUUGAGCGCCAGGGAGAUGUCGCUCACCAUCAAGACCAACUUGGGGCCGCUCAAGGUGGAGCUGUUUUGCGCCCAAGCUCCGAAGUCGUGCAAGAAUUUCCUGGCGCUAGCUGCCUCUGGCUACUAUGACAACACGAACUUCCACAGAAAUAUCAAGGGCUUCAUGAUCCAGGGUGGAGAUCCGACCGGCACUGGCAAAGGUGGUCAGAGCAUUUACGGCGGCUAUUUCGAGGACGAGUUUGUGUCCACAUUGAAGCAUGAGAGAAGAGGCUGCUUGUCUAUGGUGAACACCGGCCCGAACACCAACGGCAGCCAGUUCUUUGUGACGUACUCGCGCCAGCCUCACCUUAACGGUGUCUACACCACCUUCGGAAGGCUGAUUGAUGGCCUGGACACCCUUGACAAGAUGGAGAAGGAACCCAUCAAUGCCAAGAACAGACCGAUGCGGCCGAUCAAGAUUGAGAGCAUCGUGAUACACGCGAAUCCUAUUGCUGACGAAGAAGCCCAGCAGUGA
Messenger RNA from Symbiodinium sp. CCMP2592, 744 nucleotides. The record is from the annotation of a GenBank genome assembly. NCBI's taxonomy places the organism in Eukaryota, Dinophyceae, Suessiales, Symbiodiniaceae.